AUGUCUAAGCCGUCAAUCCUCCUCGUUCCAGGCUCAUUCGCCUUGCCCGAGUUCUAUGAGCCGGUCAUAAAUGCUGUGGCCGAGAAAGGUUACGAAAUUCAAGGCCUCCAUAAGCCCAGCGUUGGGCCUACGAGCGGAAAAGCUCGGGAAGGAGUGGCACCACCAACCAUGUACGACGACGCCGCCUUCAUUGCCGGUGAGGUUGAGAAACUCGCAAAUCAAGGGAAGGACGUGAUUCUUCUUGCUCACUCGUACGGAGGCGUGCCCGUGACGCAGAGCACGAAGGGGCUGAGCAAGAAAGAGAGGCAGAGAGAGGGCAAGGAGGGUGGGAUUGUGAAUCUGGCGUAUAUGACUUGUCUGGUGCCAGCCGUGGGGCAGACAGCGAAGGAUGUUCUGGCGACUGUGCCCCAGGAGCAGCAGUUGGAUCUGAAGAUUGAUGAAAACGGCUGGAUGUAUCAUGAUCCAGUCGAAGCAUCGGCGGCCCUUGUGUUUUCGGAUAUCCCGAAGGAAGAAGGGGAGGCUUGGAUUAGGAAAUUCCCCCGACACUCCUCUCUCAGUUUCAUCGGCGAAGUGACCCAUGCCGGAUACAAAGACAUCCCUGUGUCGUACCUGCUCUGCGAAAACGACCUGUGCAUUCCAGCAAACGUCCAGAGAGAUGGGAUUGACUUAGUUGAGAAGGAGAGCGGGAGGAAGGUCGAUGUGACCAGUAUUAAGGCUGACCAUUGCCCCAUGGCUGCCCAGCCCGAAGUAGUGAUUGAGUGGAUUUUGAACGUUGCAGCAAAGUAUUAA
Cladophialophora psammophila CBS 110553 is the source of this 789-nucleotide messenger RNA. RefSeq lists its product as uncharacterized. NCBI's taxonomy places the organism in Eukaryota, Fungi, Ascomycota, Eurotiomycetes, Chaetothyriales, Herpotrichiellaceae. Bases 1 to 789 code for a protein of 262 amino acids. The transcript has 2 exons. The record is from RefSeq and is a predicted model, not a curated record.